This is a messenger RNA of Acaulospora morrowiae, 184 nucleotides long. The record is from the annotation of a GenBank genome assembly. NCBI's taxonomy places the organism in Eukaryota, Fungi, Glomeromycota, Glomeromycetes, Diversisporales, Acaulosporaceae.
AUGUCUGCACUAGUUGGUAUCUCUUUAGAGCAAAUUAACAAAAGAAAUCAGAUUGAGAUGUAUUUGGAUGAGAUGUAUGGCCCUGGUCAUUCUGCUGUAAUAGAUUCACAAAAUAAGUUUGUUGUUAUCAGAAAUAACAAGCACAUGCUUGAAUUUCAUAUUGUCUAUAUUCGAAGUAGUUCUG